AUGGAAACCGAGGACAUAGAGGACGACCCUGGGGACGGGGUGAUCAUCAUGGAAAGAGGUCGUGGGACCGAGAAGGUGACGACAGUUAUCAUAACAAAAGGGGACGAGGUGGAAGAGGUGGAGAUCGUGGCCCACCGCGCAACUAUAGUCGUGCUCAUGUUUAGAAGUCUUGAUGAUGGUUUUGACCCGUUCGAACCAUUUGAGGGACCUGUUCGUUUGCCUUCUUCUUACUUGAAUAAGAAAGAAGGCGAUAGCAGCAACGCCAUUCACUCUGAACAAGCAAAUGGUAGCAGCGAAAAGCUGGAAAAUGCUGCGAAGAGUUGGGAAAAGUAUGUUGCUACGGAGAGCGAGUUCGCAACACCCUCGUACGAUGGCACUAUAGCAGGCGUGGAUGUAUCAGGCGAUCUUCCGGGUAAGACAGUUUUUGCAGCUAAAAGCACCUAUGAUUUCACCGCUAACGGACGUAAUUCUUCUUUCGUUGCUUGGAAGGAGCUUUUUGUCAUUAUUCGCUUACAUCUCAGAGUGGUAUCCCAGAAUUCAUCGUUUUUAAAACAAUAUUUUCAUUUGAGUGUCAAACGAAGAAGAUGGCGAAUAUGACA
This is a messenger RNA of Cylicostephanus goldi, 599 nucleotides long. Lineage: Eukaryota; Metazoa; Nematoda; Chromadorea; Rhabditida; Strongylidae. The record is from the annotation of a GenBank genome assembly.